Amphibalanus amphitrite is the source of this 1694-nucleotide messenger RNA. RefSeq lists its product as uncharacterized. The record is from RefSeq and is a predicted model, not a curated record. The transcript has 4 exons. Bases 682 to 1173 code for a protein of 163 amino acids. Lineage: Eukaryota; Metazoa; Arthropoda; Thecostraca; Balanomorpha; Balanidae.
AAUGGCGUCCAUUGUUAUGCCUGCAAAUGCCACUCGAUAGCCGUGUCAUUAUUCACGUCAAAUAAAAGGUCCGGCACUUCUGGACGGAUGAACAAAACAUGCGUAUUGCGUAAGCCUGCCUGCGGCUGCCUAGCUGUCUGUCUGUGAAGGACAUUGAAGGUUCAAUUGCAAAGAGGAGGUAUGGUGGUUGUGUUUUCAAUCCUCAUAAACAAACCCUACGCUGCACAAAAGAAAUACAAGGUAUCUGAGCAGCAGCCCUGAGCGCCGUGGUCCCGGACGGGCGAAGUACGUACGAGUAUACCGCCAAUCAGCGCCAUUAGAACCUAUCAGUCCUUAUCGUUGGAUUAUGGGUGAUAUCAGUGAUCGUCUCGGCACUCGGCGCGAGUGACGCGGUCUGCCCGUCUCCGGAUGCCCUAUCUGGCGCCGUGAGCCGUCAUCCUCUAUCAGUUGGCGCCGCUAUCGGAACACCUUCUGUUCGCCAACUGACUUAUAGAACGGCGAGUGGCGAGCGGGCUGCGCUCUUGAGGACACAAGUGUUUGUGGAGGCGAGAGAAAGGCAGCGGUCGGGGAGCACCGAUUGACGACCGACGGACAGCCGAGCGGCCGACGGAUUCGACCGACACGCCGAGCGACCUGCAGACAGGAGGCUCUGAUCCAUCGACGGGACACCACUGACCAAAGAUGCAGCGUUUGACGCUGCUAGUGGUGGCUCUGAUGGCUGCAUCGCCAGCCCGGGCCGACAACUUCGGGGCAUCCGUUAAGAACUGCUACACAUGCGUCGGAAACGCGGACGAUCGGACCUGCGAGAAGGCGCCCGAGAAAGUGACUUCCGGCGCUCCGUACCUGCCCUGCAAGCGGAAGUACUGCACCAUCACGCGCCAGGAGUACACCGAUAACCCAGGUGUUGUCGUUCAGAUCACCAGGGGCUGCGAGAACUCGCUGCCUCACGCAGACGGCAAGGAGGUGAACGACGAGUUCACCAUGUACUACUGGACCUGCACCAGCGACCUCUGCAACACAGGUGACGGCACCAAGGCGCCAAACGGCGGCGGCGGCGGUGGCGGCGGCGGGCUGCCCUACGUCCUGGUGGAGGGAUACGACGGAGCCGCCGCCACGGGCGCAGCGGCCACCGUCACCGGACUGAUGCUGCUGCUGCUGCACCAGCUGCAGUGAGGGAACAGCUGCUGCACCAGCUGCAGUGAGGGAACAGUUGCUACUAAUGGACCAGGUGGAGUGAGGGAACUGACUGUUACAGAUGUAUUGAGGGAGCCGCUGCAAUGACGGAACAGCUGCAGCUGCUGCACCAGCUGCAAAAAAAGGAGCUGCUGCUAUGUCAACUUUCAUUUGAUCAUGCAAUGUCGCAUGCAUGAGAAAAACUUUACUUGCCGACUACCUAGUUGGAAAUGUUGCAAUAUUAAUAAUCAGCUCGCAAACGUAUUACCAAGGCACGCCUUUGAAAUAGUUGCAUAAUGUACGAACAUGUAAAAAUGACUACAAGCAGGAGGCCUAGUUAUUAUUUACCGCAGAAUGGAAAUACACCAACCAUGCCGAUCUGAAGACCUCAGGUCCCGUUCCCGAACGGUGCACGCUAAAUAAGUUGGUGGAGACGUACGACGCGGAAGCAAUGAAGUCCCAAAUAAAUAUUUAUCAAUGUGUGGCAAUAACUAAUACAACCGACAGAUUAUUGAUCAAAA